Molecule: messenger RNA, 1983 nt
Organism: Carya illinoinensis
Lineage: Eukaryota; Viridiplantae; Streptophyta; Magnoliopsida; Fagales; Juglandaceae
Product: squamosa promoter-binding-like protein 13A
Exons: 4
Coding region: 515-1693 (392 amino acids)
Cellular component (GO): nucleus
Molecular function (GO): DNA binding
Source: RefSeq, a predicted model, not a curated record
AUCCGUCCUUGUACUUUCUUUUUCUUGGUUCACAAAAGUUGAAAGCUACAAACUAGGCUGUCCCUUUCUCAACCCAUACAUACAUCUAACAUAAACCCUAAAAAUGGAAAAUAAUAACUCAUGAGAUUUUAAAAAAUAAAAAUAGAAACACUGAGGUGAAGUUAAGAAUUUUUAGAACCCAACAAAUCUCUCUCCUUUUUCUGCCUUCAUUGGAGCUCCACUCACUCCCCCUUAUCUAUCUCCCUCAACAAAACAAAGCCAACAGGUACAGAGCUCAGGGAUUCUUUCUGCCUAACCUACACGACCUAAAGCUUUUACUGUCUACUUUAUUGGCCUGUAAAUUUGUAAUGCAAUCCUUGUCAGUGAAUGAGUGGCUGGAAAGAGCAAACCGUUCUUCCUUUGCUGUAAUUGUCUGCCGGUACUGACUCCAUUUCAUAGUGGAAAGAGAAGCUUAAAAGAUUUGGGGAGAUCAGGUGCGUGGUCGGGUAGAAGAAAUCUAGAAGUGAUUGUUUGUAUGGACUGGCACUUGAAAGCACCUUCUUGGGAUUUCACAGAAUUAGAACAAGAAGCCUUUCCCAACACAGAAACAGUAGGUGGUUCAAGUAGUUUUGGAUAUCAAAGUACCAAUGAAGGAGAUUUUUCAGUUGAUUUGAAGCUUGGUCAGUUGGGUAAUUCAGCCAAUGAGCCAGUAGUUAAUAAAUGGAAGGAGCCUGGAGUCUCAAAAAUGUCAUCAUCACCUUCCGGAUCAUCAAAGAGGGCCAGAGCAACUAACAAUGGUAGUAAUCACCCAGUGUCAUGUCUUGUUGAUGGCUGCACUUCAGACCUUAGUAAUUGUAGGGACUACCAUAGGCGCCACAAGGUGUGUGAGCUCCAUUCCAAGACUCCCCAAGUAACCAUUUGUGGCCAGAAGCAAAGGUUCUGCCAGCAGUGCAGCAGGUUCCAUUCACUGGAGGAAUUUGAUGAAGGAAAGAGAAGCUGCAGAAAACGUCUUGAUGGACAUAAUCGGAGGCGAAGAAAGCCUCAACCUGAACCCCUGUCUCGAUCUGGGAACUUCUUGUCCAAUUACCAAGGCACCCAGUUGAUGCCAUUCUCCAGUUCACACGUAUAUCCCUCCACUAACAUGGUGAGCCCUGCCUGGGCUGGAGUUCUCAAUACUGCUGCAGAUGCUAGGCUUCAUAACCAGCAGCAACAGUUACAGUUACUGGAUAAAGAAAAACUAUUUCUUGGAUCAUCCCCUAGUACUAGCAGCACCAAUUAUAUGGGAGGGAAGCAACUCUCGUUCUUGCAGGGCGGCAGCACCAUACUCAACAACCAAUCGUCUCUUGAAGCACCUGAAUGCCAGCCGCUUCUGAGGACCAUUGCUUUAUCGGAAAGUGGUGGAGCUAGGAGCAAAAUGUAUGGUGACAGGUUAACAACUCGAGUCCAUGACUCAGAUUGUGCUCUCUCUCUUCUGUCAUCGCCUCAAUCACAGUCGUCUGGCCUUGCUUUGGGCCACAUGGUGCAUCCCAAUUCAGUCUCCCUGGUGCAGCCCUUAGACUCAAGCUUAAAUGGUAACAACUUAGAGCCUAUGGAAUCAGUUCUGAUUUCCAAUGGCAGUGACAGUAACAUCCAUUGCCAGGGAAUGUUUCAUAUGGCGUCUGAGGAAUCACCAGCAAACGAAACCCCUCAAACAUUUCCCUUUCAUUGGGAGUAAAAAAAACUGCCACUUGGAAUUUACCAAGCUGCAUUAUGUUUCUGGAUUCUUUUGUUGACAAUGGAUUGGAUUUCUUUCCUUUCUGAGGUAAGAUGCUUGUUUAUUAAAUCUCCUUGAUCGGUGACUUCAUUAUACUAUCCUCAUGUUUAUGGGACUGACUACUAUCGUUCUGCGCUUGAUUUUGUAAUGGUUGUAAGGAAUAUUCAAGUUUCUUUUCUUAUCUUUUCCUUUUUCCAGUGUUUUGUCGCCCAUGACAGAAACAUAUUCGAUAAAAUUCUGCUCUUUUCAUA